AUGUCAGACACGCCUAUGUGCCACAUCUGUAGACAGAUCUCUAGACGCUCAGCGCGAGGAUUCGUCCUCUUGAAUCCAGGCAAACUGGAACAUUGCUUGCUUUGCAAUCGACUCUUCUGUGCAAAACACAAAGCGGUUGAAAACAACACUAUUUGCAAGAUCAGACAUGAUAGUUAUUAUGAUAAUCACUGGCAAUUACAUGGUACGGGGACGAUUUUUCGAAGCAUGACACAUCGAAACAUAGAGAUGGAUCCGUCCAACGCUGGGUUUGAUCGAAUAACGAAAGUGUUGAUGGAGAGAGAAGAGGACAAGAAGAUAGUAGAGGAAGAGAAAAGGCGAAUUGAGGAGGCGGCCAAGAGCGAGGGGACAAGCGAGGAAAUUGCAAAGCAUGAGUAA
Molecule: messenger RNA, 396 nt
Organism: Botrytis fragariae
Lineage: Eukaryota; Fungi; Ascomycota; Leotiomycetes; Helotiales; Sclerotiniaceae
Exons: 2
Coding region: 1-396 (131 amino acids)
Source: RefSeq, a predicted model, not a curated record